CUCUACCCAAUGCUUUCGUGAUGCUGCCGCUGAUCUAUUUGGGAAGUUGGCUGGCUGGCGAGGCAGAGCCUCUCCUCAAAGCCCGGCUCCCACGGAAAAUAUGCUCAGUGCAGCCGCGUGCAUGAAUGAAAACGCCGCCGGGCGCUUCUAGUCGGGCAAGAUGCAGCCGAGAACUCCGUUCGUCCUGUGCGUUCUCCUGUCCCAGGUGCUGCUGCUAACAUCUGCAGAAAAUUUGGACUGCACCCCUGGAUUUCAGCAGAAAUUAUUCCAUAUCGAACAGCCAGCUGAAUUCAUCAAGGACCAGUCGAUUCUAAACUUGACCUUCAGUGACUGUAAGGGAAAUGACAAGCUACGCUAUGAGGUCUCAAGCCCAUACUUCAAGGUGAACAGUGAUGGCGGCUUAGUUGCCUUGAGAAACAUAACUGCGGUGGGCAGGGCUCUGUUUGUCCAUGCACGGACCCCCCAUGCAGAAGACAUGGCAGAACUGGUGAUCGUCGGGGGCAGAGAUAUCCAGGGCCCCUUGCAGGAUAUAUUUAAAUUUGCAAGAACUUCUCCAGUCCCAAGACAAAAGAGAUCCAUUGUGGUAUCUCCCAUUUUAAUUCCAGAGAAUCAGAGACAACCUUUCCCAAGAGAUGUUGGCAAGGUAGUCGACAGUGACAGACCAGAAGGGUCCAAGUUCCGGCUCUCUGGGAAGGGCGUGGAUCAAGAGCCUAAAGGAAUCUUUAGAAUCAAUGAGAACACCGGUAGUGUCUCUGUGACACGGACCUUGGACCGAGAAACGAUGGCUACUUACCAACUCUUUGUGGAGACCACUGAUGUCAAUGGCAGAACUCUCGAGGGACCCGUCCCUCUGGAAAUCAUCGUGAUUGAUCAGAAUGACAACAGACCGAUCUUUCGGGAAGGCCCCUACGUCGGCCACGUCAUGGAGGGGUCACCUACAGGGACCACGGUGAUGAGGAUGACAGCUUUUGACGCGGAUGACCCCGCCACCGAUAAUGCCCUCCUGCGGUAUAAUAUCCGCCAGCAGACGCCUGACAAGCCAUCUCCCAACAUGUUCUACAUCGAUCCUGAGAAAGGAGACAUUGUCACCGUCGUGUCACCUGCGCUGUUGGACCGGGAGACCCUGGAAAAUCCCAAGUAUGAAUUGAUCAUUGAGGCCCAGGAUAUGGCUGGGCUAGACGUUGGAUUAACAGGCACAGCCACCGCGACAGUCAUGAUUGAUGACAAAAAUGAUCACUCACCAAAAUUCACCAGGAAAGAGUUUCAAGCCACAGUGGAGGAAGGAGCCGUGGGAGUGAUCGUCAACUUAACCGUUGAAGACAAGGACGACCCCACCACGGGCGCGUGGCGGGCCUCCUACACCAUCAUCAACGGGAACCCAGCGCAGAGCUUUGAAGUGCACACCAACCCUCAAACCAACGAGGGCAUGCUGUCCGUAGUCAAGCCUCUGGACUACGAGAUCUCCGCCUUUCACACCCUGCUGAUCAAGGUGGAGAACGAGGACCCUCUGGUCCCCGACGUCUCCUACGGCCCCAGUUCCACGGCGACGGUGCACAUCACCGUCCUGGAUGUCAACGAGGGCCCCGUCUUCUACCCGGACCCCAUGAUGGUGACCAGGCGGGAGAACAUCUCCGCGGGCAGCGUGUUGUUGACGGUGAACGCCACGGACCCCGACUCCCUGCAGCACCAAACCAUCAGAUAUUCUGUGUACAAGGACCCGGCAGGCUGGCUGAACAUCAACCCCAUCAAUGGGACCGUUGACACCAUGGCCGUGUUGGACCGCGAGUCCCCAUUUGUCCACAACAGCGUCUACACCGCCCUCUUCCUGGCAAUCGACAGUGGCGACCCUCCUGCUACUGGCACUGGCACUCUGCUGAUAACUCUGGAAGAUGUUAAUGACAAUGCCCCCAUCAUUUACCCCACGGUAGCCGAAGUCUGUGAUGACGCCAAAGACCUCAGUGUCGUCGUUUUGGGAGCUUCAGACAAGGAUCUUCACCCAAAUACAGAUCCUUUCAAAUUUGAAAUCCACAAACAGGCUGUUCCUGACAAAGUCUGGAAGAUCUCCAAGAUCAACAAUACGCACGCCCUGGUAAGCCUUCUGCAAAAUCUGAACAAAGCAAACUACAACCUGCCCAUCAUGGUGACAGAUUCAGGGAAACCACCCAUGACGAACAUCACAGACCUCAGGGUGCAAGUGUGUUCCUGCAAGAAUUCCAAAGUGGACUGCAACGCAGCGGGGGCCCUGCACUUCAGCCUGGCCUCACUCCUGUUCAUCUCCCUCUUCAGCUUAGCUUGUCUGUGAGAACUCCUGACAUCUGAAGCUUCACUAUCAAGUUUCCAUAGCAACAGGAAAAAGAAAAAAAAAUCCAAAUCUGGAGACUGCAGUUUACAGUUCUUGAACUCCACAACUAGGCCUCAAUUGUUCUAGAUUUUAAUUUUCUUUGCAAUUUCACUUAGUCUGUACAUCACCAGUUUUGAUAGCAUCUUCCUUUAUCCUUUAAUUAAUGGAAUCCUCUGAAUUUUUCCUGAAUGUUUAAAGAUCAUGACAUAUAACUUGACCUUUUGGGAGCAGGAACAAUGACUACUUUUCCUGAUGUGUUGACAUGUGGCUAGUCAGUGUGUCACACGUUCAGCUGUCUGUGGGUUAGUACUUGUAUAUGUAUGAGUUUCUGUAUGUGUAUAUACACAGUAUUUAUACGGAGAGACUAUUCAGGAGAAGCCUACUUUUGAUAUAUCGUUCUUCCUUAAGAGGUUAAACAAAGAAGGGACCGAAGCUAAGACAGCUGAACCUUCCAGGGCUCGGCAUCCAGCUCAACCCUAGCACAGAACACAGAGCUGACCCUUCCACCCGGAUGUUGCUUCUCCAACAUCCCAAUCAGUCCCAACACUGGCACAGCCAGCCAGGCAGGUCCACAGACAGGGAGAGCAGAGAAAGAAGUUGCUUCCCGUUAGCAUGAGGAGCUCUACAGCCAAUUCCACUGCCAUCCCGCAUGCCAUGAUCCCAAGCAAAAGUGGUGGAGGAGCAGAGCAGGAAACGUUACCACCAAAUGCCGAGAAAAGGGCUGACAUACUCUUUCAUGGGCAUCCGCCUGCAUUUCCAUGUGUCCUGCAUCCACAAGUCCCACUGGUCACUACAGGGCACCGGCCGUGGUCAGACUCUCUCCCUCCUCGGUAUUUGGAAAUGUCAUCCUGGAGGUCAUACACACAGAGGAAGAAUCAGCAGCUACCAUCCUGGCUACACACACAUGCCCACAUGUACAGACAGACAUUUAUGCACCUACACACAGUUUGUUUCAUAUACCCAUGCAUAAACUAGAGUAAAUACAGGUAGUUUUAAAAGUAACCUUUUGUGUGAAUCGACUACCGUUGUUUGCAAACCUGAAAAUAAAAGAUGUUCGCUAUGUAUGAAAAGUAAUUGAUUUUUAUUCUGUGAGCAUGUGAAAGUAAGAGGAAGGUUAGUGCUUGUACUAAGAUUAUCUUCUUGUUGAUAAACUGUAAAUGAACCAUCAAAGCUCACACCAAAUUUUUAUAUCAAAUAAAACUAGUGACAGCCUGCGGCUUUUUAUUAGAGCUCGCCACGAACUAGGGUAAGUGUCUUAGCAUAUUUUAAUGCAGUUGCUUACUAAAGGUUUUAACCACAUGCGCGCACACACAUGCUUCCUUAUGCAAUCUAUGUUUGCACCUGUGCUUUUCAGUUAGCCUUCUAUAGGAAGUAGAAGUCAUAUGUUGUCUUUAUUGUAGUGAAAUUAUGCAGAUAGAGUUCCAUAUAUUGUAUUUGUUUCAAUAGUAAAUCUUUUUGGAACCAUAUAGAAUGCAGAGAUUUUUUUUCCAUGAAAUAAAUGGGUAUUGGUGGUUACAA
Choloepus didactylus (southern two-toed sloth) is the source of this 3859-nucleotide messenger RNA. It is a transcript of the gene CDH13, whose product is annotated as cadherin 13. Gene Ontology annotation, molecular function: cadherin binding; calcium ion binding. Bases 161 to 2302 code for a protein of 713 amino acids. Gene Ontology annotation, cellular component: plasma membrane; catenin complex; adherens junction. The transcript is spliced from 14 exons. Gene Ontology annotation, biological process: sprouting angiogenesis; homophilic cell-cell adhesion; cell morphogenesis. The record is from RefSeq and is a predicted model, not a curated record. NCBI's taxonomy places the organism in Eukaryota, Metazoa, Chordata, Mammalia, Pilosa, Megalonychidae.